AUGUCUGGUUACGACAGACACAUUACGAUUUUCUCGGACCAGGGCCGUCUCUAUCAAGUUGAAUAUGCCUUCAAAGCUAUCACCGCCGCAAAUAUCACCUCGAUAGGUCUAAGGGGGAAGAACUGUGCCGUGGUUUUGUCCCAGAAGAAAGUUGCCGACAAACUGAUCGACCCCUCGUCUGUCACGCAUAUCUUCAGACUUUCUCCUUCAGUUGGCUGUGUUAUGACCGGCUCUAUUGCCGAUGCUAGAGCCUACGUCGACCGUGCCCGUGGUGAGGCUGCGGAGUUCCGAUACAAAUACGGUUACGAAAUGCCAUGCGAUGUUCUUGCCAAACGUUUAGCCAACAUCAACCAGGUGUACACACAAAGAGCUUAUAUGCGCCCACUCGGCGUUGCAAUUACCUUGGUCUCUGUCGACUCGGAGAAUGGCCCGCAACUCUACAAAUGUGACCCUGCCGGUUACUUCGCUGGGUACAAGGCCACUUCUGCUGGUCCUAAACAGCAGGAGGCUCUCAACCACAUGGAGAAGAAGCUGAAGAACAAGGAUUACGCCGAAGGUAACUGGGAUGAGGUUGUCGAGCUGGGGAUCACUGCCUUGAGCAACGUGCUGAGCGUGGAUUUUAAGAAGCACGAAUUAGAGAUUGGCAUCGUCGGUGGCCCUCGAACAGACGGCAAGGAGGGCACAGAUCCCAACUUCCGGGCACUGACUGAGGAGGAGAUUGAUGAACGGCUGCAGGCUAUCAGCGAAAAGGAUUAA
This is a messenger RNA of Aspergillus puulaauensis, 756 nucleotides long. RefSeq names its product proteasome core particle subunit alpha 1 (gene prs2). The record is from RefSeq and is a predicted model, not a curated record. The transcript is spliced from 5 exons. The coding region runs from base 1 to 756 and encodes 251 amino acids. NCBI's taxonomy places the organism in Eukaryota, Fungi, Ascomycota, Eurotiomycetes, Eurotiales, Aspergillaceae. Gene Ontology annotation, cellular component: cytosol; proteasome core complex, alpha-subunit complex; proteasome core complex. Gene Ontology annotation, biological process: ubiquitin-dependent protein catabolic process.